Periconia digitata is the source of this 663-nucleotide messenger RNA. NCBI's taxonomy places the organism in Eukaryota, Fungi, Ascomycota, Dothideomycetes, Pleosporales, Periconiaceae. The record is from the annotation of a GenBank genome assembly.
AUGUAUGGGAUACUGCGUGAGAUGGAAACGCCAUUUUCUCCUACAAUAGACUCGUAUAGGAACUGUACUUGGAUCACAAGAAUGUUGUGCUGCACUAUAAUAUCACAACUAUACCAGGCGUGGACAGUGCAAGCGCCGAACAAUGGUGUCUACGUCUCAGAGCAUUAAUGGCGGACAACUACUUUUGACAGGUGUCGCUCAACGUGUCCAUAGUUCAGCUUCUGCUCAACGGUGAAUGGAUUUGCGGUAGAAUGAGGCGUCGACGGAAAGCUGCCCGAUGCCGCAGUAUUGGUGGCAAUGAAUGGAUAUGAAGUGCUGAGUGGCCGUCCUCAUAGAAUGUUCUAGGCAAAAGUGUGCGUGGUCCAGAGUAGAAUCUGCGGCGUAUUUCACCAGGCACGUGCGAUAAUUCCAUCCAGACCAGGAGAUUGGGAUUCGAGACGCAUUAACAGUUCCGGAGACAGAAUAAUGUGGAGGGUAGUACACUGGUAUGUCAGCAACUCUGUGAUUAGUAUAUCGAUUUCUGUGUGCAUGUUCUGCCCGCGUGUAGCUCAGAGUACGUGAUAUGGGUAGUAAAGGUUGUAUUUUUGAAUUUGAUCGUGCUGGUCCAUAACCAGAUUUCCUUUCCCCAUGACACCGUAGACAGCCCUCAUGAAGUUGGAAGAA